AUGCCAGCAGAUAGCAUAAACACAAGAAAACCAUCUGACAGAAAACAAUCAGAAACAAAACAAAACAGAAAAAGCAAAAUACAUGAUACAAAAGACACACAUAUUCACUCAAAAUCAAACAUGUUUGACAACACAUAUGAUGAAAACACAAGAGGUAAGAAAUAUCAUAGAAAAACAAGGUAUCAAUCCUCCUCCUCCUCCUCAUCUUCACGGUCAUCAUCAUCUUCCUCCUCCAGUAGUGACUCUGACUAUGACAGACACCAUCACCGACGCAGACACAGACAAAAAAGUCACAGUCCAACAUCAAAAUUACAAACAUUUAGUGGUGAUGGAAAAAUCAGUUGGGAUACAUUCAUCACACAAUUUGAAAGGGUAGCUGACAGGCAUGAUUGGGGAAAAAAGAAGCGUACUGACAAAUUGUUUAGUAGCUUAGAUGGACAAGCUUUAGAAUAUGUCUGUAAGCUUAACCUAGACAGUUACAAAAAGAUCAAGAAGGAAAUGAGCAGGAGAUUCAAUACCAAAGAGAACCCUAUCUCAGCUAGACGCAAGCUGCAGUACAUGAAACAACAUGAGGAUGAAUCACUCCAACAGUUUGCACAAAGAGUUCACUUCAUCACCAUUGAUGGUUACAAAUAA
Molecule: messenger RNA, 636 nt
Organism: Saccostrea echinata
Lineage: Eukaryota; Metazoa; Mollusca; Bivalvia; Ostreida; Ostreidae
Product: protein FAM133-like
Exons: 1
Coding region: 1-636 (211 amino acids)
Source: RefSeq, a predicted model, not a curated record